Hydractinia symbiolongicarpus is the source of this 4918-nucleotide messenger RNA. RefSeq lists its product as uncharacterized. NCBI's taxonomy places the organism in Eukaryota, Metazoa, Cnidaria, Hydrozoa, Anthoathecata, Hydractiniidae. Bases 843 to 4880 code for a protein of 1345 amino acids. The transcript has 15 exons. The record is from RefSeq and is a predicted model, not a curated record.
AUAUAGCCUCUUUGUAUAUUACUAUAUUACGAGACACACGUGUUAUUUCUUGUCCUGCUGGUAUCUCUCAUUUGGCGACGAGGAUUGGAUUUUAUAAAAAGAAAAUUUACCACAACAUUUCAGAAACAUUGUCAGAUAAGUACAAAUACGUUUUCCACUUUGUACUUGAAUUCUUGUACCGUUUGGAAGAAAACUGUUACGCUCAAGCUGCGUCGCUCGCCAGGAGCCGCCUCCGCCAUUUUUUUAUUUAAUUUGUGCUACGGCUACGACUUUACGUAGGACAUCACCACGCUCAACCAAAUCAGGCUUCAAGUGUUGCAUACACUUGAUACGGCAAUUUGAUACCACAUAAAAUAACUAUAAUUAGAACAAAAUAUUACAUCAUACAAUCAAAAUGGUAGCAUAAAAUGUAAACAACAGUGGCCGCAACUGCUAGCUGGCUGGAACAAAACAACAAGAACGAAGAAUGGAUGUUACACAAAGCUAAGUAUUUUAAGCUAGAGGUUGGAUUUAGUCCUUCAGGAAACACUGUAGUCCUACGUCCCAUAGAUACCACAAAAUACCACAUAUUUUUGUUUGCAAUAUCUGUAAAUGCCAAAGAAACUUUCCCACCACCCACCACGUAAACUCUUUCUUCUUGCCUAUUAUGUCUUUACUGAUUAGAAAAUUAUAUACAACUAUCGAGGGUCUAGGAAUUUUUGGUCUGGCAGUUCACUUAUCUUAUUUAGCUCGCCCUAGACCCCUAAACCACAUGGUAGUUAAAAAGGAAAAGAAGAAACACAAAGCUAGCUAAUUUUUCUAAAUUGUAGCAUUGUUUGUUUUAGCUUUUUAUAUCUAGCCAGAUGGAUAAUCUUCAAACUUCCCCACCCCCAUGUGAUCUUGGAGCAGAAGUAGUAGUACAAUCCACAACGUCACUAACAGUCAGUGUUAAUGCUGAAAAUACAAGCAAUAUGAUUUCAUUAGAAAAUGAACAGAAUACUAUAUUGAAUCAUGAAAGUGCUGAGCAAUCGAAUAUUGAGGAUGAAACAAUGGAUAUGACUUCAAAGCAAAGCGAUGAGUACAUAAAAAAUGCUUUAAAUUGUCUCAAAAAAUGCCAAGAUGGUAUUGCUUUGGAAAUUGACUUUACACAAAAAAUGAGAAAUGGAUAUUUCAAGUCAUUUUGCAGUAUGUUAGCUGCUGAAGACACACUUCUUUCUUUGGCUACAGAUGAUGAUGUGGAUGGCAUAUUCCUUUGCAGUAUUGUCCAUGCAGAUGCAGAACAAACAAUGGCAAGAUAUUUUGAAUUUGGAGCAUUUUCAGGAUUUUACCUAAAUGUCAUGGGCAGUAUGAUUAAAGAAAGAUAUGCAUGGAAUGUUUUGCCAUACAAUAUUUAUACAGAAAAAGACGUUAUUGUGGAAAAACAACGUGCUUGUGGCCUAUACGCAAGUCGACGAAUAGAGAAGCCAAAGAAGGAAUACAAAAACUUCUCUCGAAAAAUUUAUAAACGUACUUCUACUGGUAUUGCUCAAUGUAUGUCGAACUUACUCCAAGAAAAAAGUGAAGGAAAAGUGGAUUGUGAUUUGGUUGUGUGUAUGGUGUUACAAAAAAGACAAAAUUGGGAAGAUAAAUUGGAUUCUUGUGGGCAUAGUAAGCAAAGGUAUUUUAUUUCAACUGAUAGCAUCACAGACUGGGAAUCGCAGUUGAAACUAUAUAGAUCUAAUCCUCAAGAAGCAUUUGCUAUACCAAACUUUAAUUUAUUUACUUCAACUGAUGAUAGAGUUUUAUCGUUGGAAGAACAACUAAUGUUUUUGUCUUCGAUCCCUAAUUUUCAUAAAUGGAUUUGGUAUGGUAAAAAUAACAACGCCAUAAAAUUUGAACAGCGUUUUUCAAUUAGCUCACGUUGGUUUCCUGGCUCACCUAGAAGCCGUAUAAUUCAAGCAAUGUAUAAUGGCCAAGACAACGUUGUCAUUGCAUGUCUUAAAACCAUUCUUGGUGAAAAAGUAUGUUUUGAUUACAAAACAAAAACAAGGUGUCAGAGUACUGGUAUAAAAAGACCUAACUCUGAUAGUGCAUUGUGUGAGGCCCUUGGAUACUCUGCAGAAGAGGUGCAGGCAACUUUAAAUAGUAUUUUGCAGGAAAUGGGUGGAGAAAUUGUUGAAUUGCCUUGCAAGGCUAUGGCAAAGGAGACACAAAGCGAAGGCAGAACUGUAACCGUAAAUUCAUUUGAAGACGAUACUGACACUCAAAUCAGUGAUUGUGAUGAUGAUAGUCAGCUAGAUGUACCUACACAUUUACCUUCUCAAGAUUUAAAUAACAAGAUUUUGUCUGAGUCAAGCAGUGAAAAAGAGAUUGCAUUUGGUACAGGUGUUCAGACGAAACCGUCACUGUACUCGUAUUUUUGUGGGGAAUUAUUUAGGCAAGGAACAAUCGCUUGGCGUGUGCUAACACAAACUGAGUCAACCGUUACCAUGAAUGCAUAUCAUUGCGAAUCUGGCGACUUUUUGCCCACUGUGUUUGUUCACGCAUCUGUCAAAGCACAAGAAUGCACUUUUAGUUGUACGUGCCUAACAUUUUCAACAAAUCUCUUGCCAAACGAAAAUGCUACAACAUCUACCUGCUGUCAUUGCCGAUUAUUGAAGGAAUUGCAUGUCGGCGAAGUUUCAACAUCCUUCGUCAAUAUGUCAAAAGUAAAAGAAGCGAAACAAUUGCAUCAAGUUAAAGUGUUAAAACUUCCCUCAAAGGACGGCACUGACAAGUUCUCUGUAGCGGUUGAUGGUGUUCAAACUGAAUUCGUGACAUUGUUUCAUGUAUCUCGAACCGGAAAGACUAUCGUAAGGUGUCAUUCGUCAAGAUGUCAACGGGAGCAAGGUUCUUGUAGAGAUAUCAAGCGACUCUCGAGCAAUGCUGCACUUUGUCCUCAUUUGUCUGCGUUUCGGUCGUUUUAUACUCAACAAGUACGUCUCUCUUGCGAAGAGCUUGAUGUAAAUAGUGAAGAGGAGGAUAAUUUACAUGAAGAUGUCGAAGAGGACUACACACUCAUGGAGGCCGAUUGGGGAAAGGUAUUUGAUGUUGACACUGGACUGUGGAAUUUUGCACCGUCUUCUCCGAGUCAAGAAACAGUCGACGUAAAUCGUUAUAGCGAAAAAUACAUAUACGACGUAAGAAAACGAUGGAGUACAGGUUUGACAGAACUGGUGUUUGUUCCUGACAUAGGUUCAAACAAAUGUGACUGUGAAGCUGGUUGGACUUCCUCUGAAAAUGAAAAAGGUGUUGUUGUAUUUUCACACUAUAGCAAUCUAUUUACAGACAGAGGUGUGCGAAAAUGUAAAAUUUACCGUCGGACUUGUUUACUCAACAAUUGUUCAAAGCGAUGGGAUGGUGCGAGUGAUUCGAUAUUUCAAUUGUCACAUGCUACCUGUGCUGGGUAUGAGUUAGGUUGGCAGUUUGUUGACAGUGUUGUCAAUUCAAAAAUGACAUUUAGCGGUUUUGUUUCCUGCUGUCAAGAAAAAUGUAAAAUACUUGACUCAUACUUCAUGAAUGUUAACACAUUUAUUAAUUGGUUUUUUGGCUGGGCAUCCAGAAUGCGUAUCGAUUUUCGUCAACUUUGUCCUGGAUGUGAUGGGCCUUCCCCGUUUCUAGCAUGUGAUGGCACUAAGAUUGGUUUGACAUUCAAAAAUUUAUGUGUCGAACCGAUUGAAAAGGCAACAAAGGAAGCACCAACAAAUGUAAAAAAAAGUCGUUUGGACAGGUGCUUUUUACGUAGCGAAGAAAAGUCACCAUCUUCCAAGAAACAGUUUGCAGCAGCCAGGCUUUUUUUGCGAAAUUUGUGCUGUGAUGUAUUGUCUGGAAAGCUUGAUUGUUUACAAAAAUAUGAUCAGCUACAGUCUUUGCUCACUUACAUUCCUAAUAGCUGUGUUCCAUCCUUCGUUACUAUGGUCCAAGCGAAAAUAUCGAUUGGAUUACGUCAAGCGUAUGCGGCAGUAUUUAAACUGUUAUCCUACGAUUCAUGCAUCGAUGCCUUAAUCCCGUUAAAAAUUUGUGACGAAUUUAUGGCAUAUCUAGAAUUAUGUGAACUAAAUUCUAGUACGGACGAAUUAAAAAUCAGUUUUAUACAUAAAAUGCGCCAUUACAACUGCGAAAUCGCUACGUUGCUGUCUGUGACUGAACCGGGAACAGAUGUUAUCCAACUUUUCUUUUAUUGCUGCACCCUAGUAAAAAAAGUACACGAAGACAAUAUUGACGCGGUUGCUGCUGCUCCAUUGGAAAAUACUUAUAAUCCACCUCGGUUUGGACGUGCUUACUAUUUCACAGAGCAUGGUAAGCAGCUGCGAGAAGUACGAAGUUUCCCAGUGGACACUAAAGAUCAGCAAAAUUUUGACGACACGCCAGAUGAAAUCUGUCAAAAACGAUUUCCACAAGUUAGCAAAAAGGGUACUUCGUAUCUCUUUUUGUGGUUUUGCCCAAAACAUGGACAUUGCCUUGGUUUUCAUAUUAUUCCUGGAUCUGAAGGGCGCAAAGAUCCGGCAGCAUCAUUGUAUGCUUAUUGCGAACAUCCCCCGGAAGUUGUUCGGUACGACUUCACUUGCAGUUUGUCUGAGUAUGUGCACAACAGGGAGUCUGGCUACUUCAAAGACACAAGAUUCUUUCAUGACGUGUUUCAUGGCUACACGCAUAGUUGCUCAUCAGCAUUCCGUUACAAUGGAUUACUUGGAUUUGAAGCCGUUAACUCUUCUAUCUGUGAACAGUUUAACUCGUUUAUGCAGAAGAUUAAGACAUCUGCGAAACUGAUGUCACAAACGCAUUUUACUUUUUAUUUACAGUUUUUUAUAUAUAUUUGGAAUAAAAAGAAAGAGGUUUCUUUCCUUAAGAAGAAAAAUAUUGCAUUAGCUGGCGAUAACUGAGGAAAUGCAUGUUUUAAAAAAAUGUUUUCUCUUUAUUG